GCAGUUUCGCGCAUGCGCACAGACCCCACUCUCCCGUAGCAAUAUGGUUGCCGGGCUUCUGUGGGUGAAAAGUCUGAGUCAGGCUUGUCUAUCUGCCACCCCCUGACAACGCCUCGCCGCCCUGCAGCAUGGCCGAGCCGGCCACCCACUCACCCCCGCCGCAAGAGCAGGAUGUGGCCAUGCUUCAGCAGCGACUAAAGGAGUUGGAGCAGGAAAAGGCUGAUUACAUGCGCAGGAAAGAACAGCUGGAAUUAGAAUUCAAUCAGAAAAGAGCCAAAUUCAAGGAGCUGUAUCUCGCUAAAGAAGAAGAGCUGAAGCGACAGAAUGUUGCAUUACAGUCGGCGGAAGGUGAUGUAACUCGACUGCAGGUCCAGCUCAUGGAGGCAAAUGCUGACAUGGAGAAUAUAAAAGCAGUAGCUGCAGUUUCUGAGACGACCAAACAGGAAGCAAUUGAUGAUGUGAAAAAGCAAUGGCAGGAGGAGGUUGCUUCAAUGCAAGCGAUAAUGAAAGAGACGCUGAGAGACUAUGAGAUUCAGUUUCAUCACCGUCUAGAGCAAGAACGCUCACAGUGGGCACAGUAUAAGGAAGCAGUGGAACGUGAGUUGACUGAUCUAAGGAGACGUUUGUCUGAAGGGCAAGGAGAAAACAACCUAGAAAAUGAAAUGAAAAAAGCUCAGGAAGAUGCUGAGAAGUUGCGAUCAGUGGUGAUGCCCAUGGAGAAGGAAAUAGGAGCUCUCAAAGAAAAGCUGGCAACAGCUGAAGAAAAGGUUAAAGAAUUAGAAGCCUCAAAGCAGGUUAAAGAGCUGAAUCAUUACCUCGAGACAGAGAAGUCCUGCAGGACAGAUUUGGAAAUGUAUGUCGCCGUUCUCAACACUCAGAGAAGUGUGCUGCAGGAAGAUGCAGAGAAAUUACGUAAAGAACUGCAUGAAGUAUGUCAUCUUUUGGAACAAGAGAGACAGCAACACAACCAGCUGAAGCACACAUGGCAACGAGCCAAUGACCAGUUCCUGGAGUCCCAGAGGCUACUGAUGAGGGAUAUGCAGCGCAUGGAGAACAUUCUCACUUCUGAGCAGCUUCGACAAGUGGAAGAAUUAAAAAAGAAGGAGCAAGCUGAAGAUGAGCAGAGGAACCUCAAAAAAGCCAAGGAGAAGAAAGAGUCUGAGACUGAGGAAGAAGUACCAGUAGUGAACUCCCAGCCACGUGUGGAAUCUCCUCUUAAAUCUCUGCACACCUUACCCGAUGAAGAGCCUUAUGGAAAUAGUAUAUACGGGUCAGUACACUCCUUGGAUUCUGAUGUGUCAACAUCGCAUGCAAGUCCCGCUGUUAAGCAAGACAGUGAGUUAUUUCGUGAGGGCUUAAGAAGGGUUCAGUCCACUGACAGUCUGGGUACUUCUGGCUCCUUGCAGUCAAAGAGCUUGGGCAACGGACAUAAAGCAAAAUCUGCAGGAAAUCUGGAUGAGUCAGAUUUUGGACCUUUGGUUGGAGCAGACUCUGUUUCUGAGAAUUUUGAUACGGUUUCAGUUGGCUCUUUCCAGAUGUCUGGUUCCUUCAUAUUGACCAAAGAUCAAGAAAAAGCAAUUACAGCACUCACACCAGAACAAGAAGAGACUGCUUCUCUUCUGUCCAGUCUUACACAGGUGGUGGAUAGUGCUCCGAGUGGAUACAGAAUGGUCAGUGAAAAGGAAUGGAAUUUACUGCAACAGGAGGUGCAGAAUGCUGGAAACAAAUUAGGCCGCCGCUGUGAUAUGUGCUCGAAUUAUGAGAAGCAACUGCAAGGAAUCCAAGUGCAGGAAGCAGAGACCCGGGACCAGGUGAAGAAACUGCAAGUGAUGCUCCGACAAGCUAAUGAACAGCUGGAGAGAACAAUGAAGGAGAAACAGGAGCUGGAGGUUUAUGUCAAACAGAACUCUGAUGAUACAAGUAAUCAGGUGGCUAGAUUGAUGCAACGAGCACAGGAGGCUGAGAACUUGCUUACCAAUAUGCAGCAGUUGUUUUCCCAAGCCCAACGAAGCACCCAGGAGCAAAUGGCUGUGCUUAUUCAGGCACGGGAACAAGUAUCUGAGGAGCUGAUGAGGCUACAGAAAGAAAAUGAGAGUCUUCAGGGAAAGCAUAGUUUGCAUUCUUCUGUUCUUCAGGAAGAGAACUUCAUUCCACCAGACACCGUGGAGGAACUACAUGAACUAGUGCAGAAAUACCGUGAAGAUAUCAUCAGUGUACGGACGGCAGCUGAUCACCUGGAAGAGAAACUAAAGGCAGAAAUCCUUUUCUUGAAGGAGCAGAUUCAAGCAGAGCAGUGCCUGAAGGAGAACAUCGAAGAAACGUUGCAGUUGGAAAUUGAUAAUUGCAAGGAAGAGAUUGCAUCUUUUUCCAGUUUGAAAACUGAAUUGGAAAGAGUGAAAGCAGAUAAAGAUCAGUUGGAAGCCAGAUUGCAAGAGAAGAGCAAGCACCUGGAGGAUCUUGAAGAAAUGAAGAACAACUUGGAGGAACAAGUGAAGAAGGACGGUACUGCAAAGACCAGUCUAGAGCAGCUGCUGUAUGAGGAGAAAAACAAAGGUCAGAGGCUGCAGACUGAACUGGAUGUCAGUGAGCAAGUGCAGAGAGAUUUUGUUAAACUCUCCCAAACUUUGCAGGUGCAGUUGGAGCGGAUUCGUCAGGCUGAAACGCUGGAGAAUAUCCGUGCAAUCCUCAACGACACAAAACUGACAGAUAUUAACCAGCUUCCAGAGACAUGACAUUAAACCCUGGCAAUUUCAAGGCUACAACGGUUUUUACUAGACCAGACACUUGUCUUUGUAGAAACAUUUUAAUUCUUAUUUAACUCUGAGGGAACAGAGUCCAUGGAUUAAUAGUGUGCAGUAACUGAGGUGUAAAUGUUUCUAGAUUGACUUUGACUGCAGUUAGAACUUCCCAAUCCAUGAAAUUCUAAAGGGGAACACUAUUGAAAUUUUAAAUUUAAAAUAUAAUGCGAUCGCCUUAAGUGUAUGCUGUGCUUAAAUGUUGAAAAAUCAUUGAUACAAGAAUUCUCAUUCGAUGGGGUUGACAUGUCUAACUUUUCUUCUGCUUUUAAUACAAUUGAUAGAAUCUAUUUGUGUUUUGUGUAUGUACACUAAAACAGCAUCAUCCUAAAAUGUCAAGCUCACUCGUUCAUGCUCAGAAUGGUAAACGUAUGUUUAACAAGUCAUUUUUUAAUGGUACUGAUGCCAGAAUCUGCUGGAAUAUAUAAUCCUACCUACCCUUCCUGGCAUCCAACGCCUUGAUUGCAGUCAUUAUUUAUUGCCCUCAUGUUCCCUGCUGGUUUUUACAGUGCACCUUUAUGUAGUGAACUCAGUCCAAGUUAAGUGAUUGGGAUAUUGAAACAAAAUCCAGAUAACUGAUCAUCGUCAUCUUAAAAACUGCUGACAAAAGGGAGAGACUGUUGAUGCAGCUUUACAUUGAAGAUAAAGAAAGGUUGGUCCAUUUUAAAGACAACUAAAAUUCUCUGAUUUCUUAUUUCCAAACAAAAUGCAUUCUGAAAUGAAACUUAUUAAAUUUAAAAUUAAAUGCUACCAAUUAAAACCAGAAUUGCAUUGGAAUCAGAUGAUUAUGUUGGUAUCUAAGGUAUGAAGCCAUUUCGGAAUGUGUUAACACAUAAAAUCUCAUUCUGUUCUGUCUUUUAAAGAGUGAAACUGGAGAUGUGGAUUACUCAGAUGAGAACAUUUGGAGUGCCCUGAUGAUUUUAUAACCACCUUGUCCCCAUUGUUUCUAUAUGUAAGCUGAUGUAGCUUUCCACCAUACUUCUGGCUGCAUUUGAAAGUUUCAAGCAAUUACCAUUUGAACUUUAUCCAUCCAAGGAUUCUGUUAACUUGGUCACCUGUUGCCCUGGAGUAGUUUUGGUGCCCCAGACAUUCAGUUCCAACUGCAAUAAGGUGAAAAGAGGAACUGAACCAUGUUCUUUAGCACAGUUCAAUAUUCACAGCAUUGGUGAAGCAUUGGCUCUGGGUCAAGCAUAGUGCUGUGAUUGGCUGAGACGUUCUCAGCAGUGACACUGCACUCUUACCAGUGUGUCAGCCACAGUGAAUGAUGAGCUGGCACAUAAACCCAUUCAAUCAUGUUUCAGAGGUUCAGCCUACAACACGUGGUUUGCAAAUUCAGAAAACUCAGUUUCUUUCUACCAAAAUAUUUGGAGAAGACCGACCGUUAUUUAAGAAAAUAAUUAUGCAUUGUUUUAACACUUGUAUCUAUGAACUUUUCAUGAGCCUGUUAAAACUGAAUAUUUACCAUAACUUUAGGUUCCUUAGGUAUCCCUCAGCACCUGCAUUUAAAUAGAAACCCAGUACAGUAUUACAAAAUUAGAUGCCUUGGUCUUUCGGACUUCAAGCCUGAUUUAACUAUGGUGUGUGUGACCUGCCUGGCUAAUGGAACCAGAAGAUACUGUCUACAGUUUUUUAAAAAAAUUAUAUGUAUAUAUAGUUCCUCUUGCCCAAAUUGACUUUAAAAGCUGAUUUAAAAGAUCGAUCAGCUGUUGCUGAUUAAAUGUUAAAUCCUGGCAGUUAUAAGAAUAGUACAGAGCAAGAGUGGAGAGGGAAAGGGGUGAUAAGUUUCACAUUCCUUUGUCCAUUGUUGGGACUAUCAUGUGCAGUUUCUCUAUAUGAUAGCAUGUCUGUAUUUAUUUAGUCCAGUGGUGUAACCACAUUUUAACUGCCUAUGCCUCCCAAUAAGAAGCUUCUCAGACACUUUGAUACACAAGCCACGUCUUACUGACACAAAUCAUCUGUGUCCUGUUUAAGUGUGGAUGUACAAUUCUGCUGUUUACAGACUUAAAAUGUAACCAAUUUAACUAUACUGAAGGUGUCUUUAUGAAGAAAGUGUUUAAAUAAAAUAAAAGCUGCUGGA
Molecule: messenger RNA, 4872 nt
Organism: Hypanus sabinus (Atlantic stingray)
Lineage: Eukaryota; Metazoa; Chordata; Chondrichthyes; Myliobatiformes; Dasyatidae
Gene: rabep1
Product: rabaptin, RAB GTPase binding effector protein 1
Exons: 18
Coding region: 129-2732 (867 amino acids)
Biological process (GO): endocytosis
Cellular component (GO): intracellular membrane-bounded organelle
Molecular function (GO): growth factor activity; GTPase activator activity
Source: RefSeq, a predicted model, not a curated record